UUGUGUAAGUACCGUUGCUGUGAACGCGUGUAAGGACAUCUUCGGAUGUUUUGGAAGAAAAUAAAAUCGAUCAUAUGUACGCAGUAGUUUAUAUAACGGCGUAACCGGCGAAGGGAUCCCGACUCAGUUUAGAUUCAAUUCGUAAGCAACCGUGGAAGGUGAAACAUGGCUGGCCGUUUCCGUGAGAGGCAGUAUCAACUAGCAGCGGAGAAACGUAACGAGGCAUAUCUCAGACACACUUAUUACAAGGAGACAGCGAGAUAUUUCGAAAGAGAAAGUGGAAUAGCCAAACAUUACGACUCUUGGAACUUGAAGCUUGCUGAUCCGAAGGGUAAGCUUGAGAGGGAAGCUAAGAAAAAAAAAAAACUUGAUCAACUCCCAGCAAGGAGAAACAAAUUGAGAAUAUUAUUGAAGGAUGAGGAAGAGCUCUAUCAAAACGAAUUGGCCGAAUUGAUUAAAAAAAAGAAAUCUAAAGAAAAUGAUAUAACCUCGUUGGAGGUUCUUAAAAAGAAAUUAAAAGAAAAACGUAUGGAACAAGAUCUUUAUUUGCCUAGUACAUGUCGAAGAUUACGUUCGUAUUUCCUUGAUCCUAGACCAAUUUCUUCUUCAAUUAUUAGUUCGAAUAUUAAUAUUAUUAAUAAUAGUAAUAAUAAUAAUAAAAAAAAGAGUAAUAAUAAUUCAAGCGAUUUUGCGGAAUGUUUUCAUUUGAAAGAUUCGACUAAUUUACCUAAAACAAAUCAGGAGACUUAUCGUACCAAUUCGACCUAUAACAGCGAUAUGUCCAAUUGGAACGAUCAGAAGGAUCGAUCUGAUAGAAAUAUUGAUUUUUUAGCACGUAAUAGAAAAUAUUCAGCACGUUAUGCACGUAGGAGUUUGGAGAACACAAAUGUCAGGCCUGGCAAUGAUAUUUUCGACAAUUUAUCACGUCGUUUACAGGCACCAAUGAUGACUACUACGACAACUACCACUACGGUUAGCAAGCAGGUGAUGGAUGAUGACAAAGAAAAUCUUAAUGUUGACGAUUCAUCUACUUCGAACCAGGAGUCUACGAACGAAUCGGUUGAUCAGGUGGAUUCCUCGAUCAUUCCGCAGGAUGUUUCUGAUAAGGAUUAUACAUUGAACAGAACCGAACAAGAGAUAUCGAUCAAUAAUAUUGCGAACGAUAAGCAAAUAAAAACAGAUCAUUGUGAUUAUGAAAGGGAAAGAGGUUAUCCGUGGAUGAGGAUGGAUCCUAAUGUUAAAAAUCUUUCCGAAAAAAUGUAUCUUUAUUUGACUUACAAAGAGCUCAAAGAGAAGAUAGAUGAUCUAUUGAAAAAAGAGGAACAUGCUUGCAAUAGACAAAGAUGGGACGAUGCUAUCAGGUUAAGAGAUAUGAAGAAUGAAUUGGAAUUGAUUAGGGAGAAAAAGAUCUUUAAUAUGAAGAGUCUUACCAUGGAUGAGGAUAUUAGGGAUAAGGCUCUUAAAAAUAUCGAGAAGAGGGAACGUGAACUUGCUCUUCGGGAGAACGCUUGCACUGAUACGUCCAUGUAUAGCGACGGUGCAAAGGUGCUAUGGGAGGAAUGGGUUAAAGAGGACGACAGAUUCGUGAUUAAGGAUGCCUCGACUCAAAGGGAAAUUCUGAUGAAGGUUUUAGAAGAGGAAUUUCAAAAUUUGGCUGUUGAGGACAGGGAACGAAUCGCCAAGACAUAUCAAAGUGUAUUCAACAAUUUGCAUUUGGAAAAUCGACGUCAUUUCAAUGCGAAUUUGGUUAUGGAGGCCAAGUCAGAUUCUAAUAGAGCCGGUGAAGCAUAUUAAAGAUUAAAAAGAUAUAUAUAUAUGUAAACACAAGUAUGUUAUAUAUGUUAGAUCAGGCAUUUUUUGCUUCUCGUCUCCUUUUAUCUCUUUCUCUUUUUGUCUAUGUUUAUCACUGCUUCGCAUUUCUACUGUCGCUAUCAAUUUGUGGGAAAUCUAAUUUAUCUAAACUCAAACUAAUACAUUUGAAAGAAAGUAUUGUCAUUUAAGACUGUCAGAUUAAAACGAUAUGUGUGUGUGUGUGUGUGUUUUAUAAGAUCAUUUAUAUAUAUAUAUAUAUCUUUUUUUUAUACAUAAUUUUUUUUCCUUUUUACCUUUUCUAGUUGUUUCUAAACUUUUAUUCGUAUUAUUAUUAUUAUUAUUUUGAUUAAAUAAAAUUGAAAGUUCGAUUAGUAUUAUAAAGACUGUAAGUUUAUCGUUGUAUUCUGACCCCUUCGAAUUUGAUAUCUUUUCUUUCUUUAUUUUUUUUUUUAUUCUCCCUUUACUAAUCGUUUCUAAAUUAUUAUUUUGAUUAGAAAUUGAAGGAUCGAUUAGUAUUAUCAGGAUUGCAAGUUCGUUGUAUUCUGACUGUUGUGAAUUAGAUAUGUUCCAGGUAUUUUUUUUUUUUUCUUCUCCAAUCGUUCUUAAAGUGUUAUUAUUAUUUUGUUUAGAAAUUCGAAGAUUGAUUAGAAUUGUUAAGAUUGUUAGUUUGUAAAUUAGUUAUAUAUCGUUAUCCUGCAAAUUUGAUAUGUGCCAAUUGGAAUUAUCUAAUUAUAUUUAAGAGACAAAUUUUUAGCGAUCUAAUCUGCCAUUAAUUUUAUAUAUUAAUUAAAAAGAUCUCUAAUCAAAGGAUAAAGCAUAAUAAAAGAAAAACUUUCAUACAAUGUUGUAACGUGAAAGUAUAAAAUAGUUAUGUAUAUGUAAAAUGCAAGCUAUAUGGAUCAUAUUAAUAAAUAAAUAAAAGUUAAUCGUGAUAAA
Vespula vulgaris is the source of this 2748-nucleotide messenger RNA. RefSeq names its product general transcriptional corepressor trfA-like. Gene Ontology annotation, molecular function: protein binding. The coding region runs from base 166 to 1794 and encodes 542 amino acids. The record is from RefSeq and is a predicted model, not a curated record. The transcript is spliced from 3 exons. NCBI's taxonomy places the organism in Eukaryota, Metazoa, Arthropoda, Insecta, Hymenoptera, Vespidae.